ACUUUCAUCCGUGACCUUUGGCAAUCGAGUCGCGGGUCCCACCUUGCAACGAACUGAUCAAGCCAACCGACCUAUCAGCAGUUCAACUGACAUCCUCCCUACAAAUAACGACGUGGGAGAGCGAGAGCGAGAACGCAAGAGCAAGAUGGAGCAAUCGAGAGAAGACGACGCAAGACGCAAUAAAGAGUCAGAGACAGGAGCGAAGGACGAGAUGGUCGUCUACUUCAGCAUCCCCGUCUUCUUUGCCAUCAUCAUUCUAGCCGCGUGCGGCGUCGUUCUCGCCGAUGUCGUCACCAGCAUCUGGGGCUUUGCUGUGUCCUCGUUAUCGUCAUCAUCGUCCCAUGUCAAGGCAUGGUGGCAUUCGCGACCGGUGCUCCUCUUCAGGCUCGGCGGCGUCACCACCCUGAGGCAGAAGCUGAACGACCCGUUCGCCAUGUGCCAGGACAGUAUGGAGCCCGGUGAGAAGGUCCGCACGCUCUCCUGCAACCACAUGUUCCACUACGGCGCCACCGUCAAGUGCCAGAAGACCCUCGACGAAUGGCUUCUCAAAGAGGAGAUGUCCUGCCCAAUCUGCCGCGGGAUUCCCCAUCCCGUGCUGCCGUGGAAGCGGCCACCGCCAUCGUUGCUGAUGUUGUAGGAGGAGGAGGAUGAGGAGCAGGAGGAGGAGGGUGAGGAAGAAGAGGAGGACUCGGAGGAGUUUCGGCUUCCGUCGCACUGGUUCGACGAAACACUACUGUAGUAGACAAGCGUGAUCGAGCUUGGAAUCUUGGAUGGGACGGAGUUGACGCAUCCUGUAUUCCUGUGGGGCGUUCUGCAUCAGUUCUUGUCCUUGAAGGAUUCUUUCGACGUUUCUGUCUCUGCAUUUUUUGGAACUGAUCAAGGAUAGUAUGGCGGUGCGAGUUGCCUGAUAGCCUGGAUUAGUUCUUGGAAGAUUCUUUCGUUGUUUCUGGCAUUCGCUUUCUUGGAAAUCAUCGAGCUUAGCAGCGUUCCUGCUCUUUUUGUCCAGAAUGCUGUUCAGCCGUGACGAACUGAAUUUCUUGCAUUGAUGCCAAGAAACAAAGAUUUGUUAGCCCUUGAAUCAGUUACAAUGUUCUAACUGAAGAAGAUAGAUCCUUGGUUCAUUGCUCUUUCAAUUACUUCCGUCGCAAUGUGAAAUAGUAUUUGUUCGCAGCAUUGUUUGCUAAU
This is a messenger RNA of Zea mays, 1185 nucleotides long. RefSeq names its product Putative RING zinc finger domain superfamily protein. Lineage: Eukaryota; Viridiplantae; Streptophyta; Magnoliopsida; Poales; Poaceae. Gene Ontology annotation, molecular function: ubiquitin protein ligase activity. Gene Ontology annotation, biological process: protein ubiquitination. The record is from RefSeq and is a predicted model, not a curated record. Bases 146 to 637 code for a protein of 163 amino acids. The transcript has a single exon.